Messenger RNA from Peronospora farinosa, 945 nucleotides. The record is from the annotation of a GenBank genome assembly. Lineage: Eukaryota; Oomycota; Peronosporomycetes; Peronosporales; Peronosporaceae.
AUGUCCCGCGCACUUGUGUCCCAAUUGAUCCCGCCGCUAACAGGGCAAUGGCACAAAGGACAACAAGGUCGUGUGGGCGUGCUUGGCGGCUCCUUUGAGUACACUGGGGCUCCGUUUUACGCUGGUGUAGCGAGUCUUAAAACGGGUGCAGAUUUGUGUCACAUCUUCUGUGUCCAGGAGGCUGCUGUUCCGAUUAAGAGCUACAGUCCGGAACUUAUUGUUCACCCACUCCUGCGUUCGGAUGCGUCGUUGGCAGAUUUGGAGGAGUCGCAGCGUGCUAGAGCCUUGUUGGAAGCGGUGGAGAGGAUUACGCAGGUAUUACCGAGACUAGACGCACUGGUGAUUGGACCUGGGCUUGGACGAGAUGCCAGUGUGCAAGAGAUUAUACGAAAAAUAAUUGAAAAGGCCAAGGAGGCCAAUUUGCCACUAAUUUUGGACGGCGACGCUCUCUAUUUCAUCAGUCUCGAGCCGGGCAUGGUGACUGGCUACAAGAACGCGAUUCUUACUCCAAAUGCGAUGGAGUACGCACGACUGUGUGCCACAACCCGACUGCUGCCGACCAUUGAUGUUGCUCAAGCUGUGAAAAUUCCACCGGCUCAGCUCAGUGAGGCUUUGGGUUUUGCGGUUAUUAUUCAGAAGGGCAGCGUGGACAGAUUGUCAGACGGCACAUUCACGCUGGAAAAUGACGAAUUUGGAUGCCCACGUCGUUGCGGUGGACAAGGAGAUGUUCUUUGUGGAUCCAUUGGCACGUUUGCGGCGUGGGCAAAGCAUGCUGUGCCAGAUGGUUUCGAAGGCAAUUCGCUCUUGCUAGCUGCAUAUGGAGGCUCUCUCGUGACAAGAGCUAGUGCAUCUCUUGCUUUUGUCAAGCACCAGCGCGCCAUGACGGCACCCGACGUUUUGCACAGCGUAGGCAAAGCAUUUGUUAAGGCGUUCCCCGACUCGUGA